ACUGUUGCCAAGGGUCAGCUUCCCGGGAACAUGCCCAGGAUCGGUCCUCUGGGCUCGCCACCAGCCAGCUGACCAGGAAGGCCCCCCAGUGGACUGAAGCAUGAUCUCCAUCACCGAGUGGCAGAAGAUUGGUGUGGGCAUCACCGGCUUCGGCGUCUUCUUCAUCCUCUUCGGGAUACUCCUGUACUUCGACUCCGUGCUCCUGGCUUUCGGCAAUCUGCUGUUCCUGACCGGCCUCUCCCUCAUCAUCGGCCUGAGGAGGACGUUUUCCUUCUUCUUUCAACGACACAAGCUCAAGGGGACCAGUUUCUUCCUGGGGGGUGUAGCCAUCGUCUUGCUACGCUGGCCGCUGCUGGGCAUGCUCCUGGAGGCCUACGGAUUUGUUAGCCUCUUCAAGGGCUUUUUCCCUGUGGCCUUUGGAUUCCUGGGCAGUGUUUCUAACAUCCCCUUCCUGAGCACCCUGUCGCAGAAAUUUCAAGGCUCCAGCUCCAUGGUCUGAACCGUCGAGAUGCGCUCCUUGAACUUGGAUGGUUGGUGGAGGGGCUGGAAGGGGAAUGGGGGUAUUCCUCAUGAGCCCCCCCCUCCCCAGCACUGACUUACUUCUCAUCACACUCGGGAAGAUGGAGCGGACUGACUGAUCUUAACCCCCCAAGUUAUGUCAAGACGCUGCCAGGAGUACAGAUCCUGACCCUGGCACCCAGCGGAGGCUGGAAGCAACUUUCCCAACCUGAAUUUAUACAGGGGAGUGAAGAUUAAAUCCUCAAGCUGUGAA
Peromyscus maniculatus bairdii (prairie deer mouse) is the source of this 772-nucleotide messenger RNA. It is a transcript of the gene Golt1a, whose product is annotated as golgi transport 1A. The record is from RefSeq and is a predicted model, not a curated record. Gene Ontology annotation, cellular component: endoplasmic reticulum; membrane. Lineage: Eukaryota; Metazoa; Chordata; Mammalia; Rodentia; Cricetidae. Gene Ontology annotation, biological process: endoplasmic reticulum to Golgi vesicle-mediated transport; retrograde transport, endosome to Golgi.